Branchiostoma floridae (Florida lancelet) is the source of this 1161-nucleotide messenger RNA. RefSeq lists its product as uncharacterized. The record is from RefSeq and is a predicted model, not a curated record. NCBI's taxonomy places the organism in Eukaryota, Metazoa, Chordata, Leptocardii, Amphioxiformes, Branchiostomatidae. The coding region runs from base 43 to 606 and encodes 187 amino acids. The transcript is spliced from 3 exons.
UUGUGUUCAGUGCCCCACAAGUGACAUUUGCAGCUUGGUUUCAUGAAAAAAAUGUCCCAAACUAUGACAACAGCAGAGAUAGAGGAAUGUGACAUCUAUAUGGACUUUUAUCGGUAUGACUUUGAGCACGACCAGCGGUUUCAGGACGGGUUUCGCAAGAGUUUGUCAGCAGAAAAUACUAUUCAGGGCGAGGAAUUUCUCAGAGCAAAAGUGUUCUACUUCAACAAGUUUUGCAGACGAGGCACCAGGGACUGUAUUCAUGUUGAUGGCUUCAAGAAGUGGUUAGACGCAAUGCAACAAAAAGAAUUCACUGCAGGUUUGGGGUAUCAACGUCCAGAAGGCAGUCCUGAAACCAAAGAGGACACAUCAGAUGCUGAAGUUAAGUUUGGUUUAGAGGACCAGACAGAAGUAGCAUCAGCUAAUACUACAGGUACUGCAGAGUCUUCCACUUCCAGUUAUCCAACAUCAUUUUCUGACAUCAUUCAUUGUGUUCAAGAGGGGAAGGAGAUUCCUGGAAUAGAAAAACUCGAUGUACAGCCUAUCAACUGUGAGCCAACACUGUCCACUCAGACAAGACCACCAAAACCUUGGGAGGGAAGAACUUAGAGCUACCAGCAUGUAUUUAAUAGAUACUUUAAUUUGUAAAAAAAAAAAAGCAUGUAAAAAAAAACAUAACACACUGUGAUUUUAUAACUAUAAGGUAAAAUGUCUCAAGUACUGCGUGUGAAUGCGAUUCAGAGUCACAGUGCAGUUAGAAGACUCCUUCUGUCUGAUAUGAUGGUAACUGUUGGUUUAAUGAUGUCACAGAUUGGUCUGUUUGGACAUAUGGCUGAUGUCUGUGACAAGAUUGGUUUCUCACGACAACAGGUUUUAUGAUGUGAACCUUGCAGACUCACAUAACCUCAGUCUAUCACAUGUUUAGACAACCUGACAGAACAUCGAACAGUUGCAAAUUCUGUUAAAAGGGAAGUCACAGGAUACUUUCCAGGUUUAAUCUUGUACUGUAGGGGUCAUAUGUCUUCUAAAGCCGAAGUCUUUUUAGUGUCCAUUCUGGAGUUUGCAGAUGUUAUCGCUGUGCAAAUGGGCAGGCAGGAUAUUGAGGGCAACACAAUCUUCUUCCCACACAUGUAAGCUGUUCUGGAAGAUACCAACCAAAUUAAA